Cylindrotheca closterium is the source of this 930-nucleotide messenger RNA. NCBI's taxonomy places the organism in Eukaryota, Bacillariophyta, Bacillariophyceae, Bacillariales, Bacillariaceae. The record is from the annotation of a GenBank genome assembly.
AUGGAAGGCGGAUAUCAGACGAAGGAGGAAAUUGGUGUGUACGGCUCACGGGUGUCAAGUAAUUUUUUGGAAUCAGGAUGCGGUGUUGAAUGGGAAUAUUCUCAAGUAACAUGUUCUGAUGGUGCCGGUAGGACAGGUCACACAUUCAACACUAAUGUUAGUUAUGCCAAAAUCUUGUCUCAAACCAAAGAGUAUAAGUGUAAUUACGAGGUCAAGACAUACUACAAGUGGGAGUACAGUGUAAACGUUGGUUUAGUGUGCAAUGCGUAUCAUGCUGGUAACGUGGAGGGGCAGUGUGAGGCAUUUGCAGCAGAGCAGUGGGCGAAAAGUGAGGGAACGACAGUGCAGAGUUGGCUCGUAGAAAACUGUGAGGACAUGAGAGGUCGUGCUUUAGCUUGGGAAGAACACCACAGUACUUUGGGACUAGUAAUGAAUGAUUGUCACGGUGGUAUGGAUGGGAAACCAGGGUUGGUGUACAACAAGUGGUGGUAUGCGGACACGCCAGUAGACGAGAAUACAGACACGUUACAGAGCGUACACGGGUCGCUUGGAAUCGAAACGGGGUGGUGCAAAGGUAGUAGUGCAUACAAUACCCGCAGGUCCCACUUUCGUGCUGUAUACAGUGGCUGGAUAGGGUUUGCUUGUGUUGAGUUCAAUGGCAAUCUCCCUCAAGGUUGCGAUUGUAGCUAUGGGGAGCGCGUGGUACUGAGUGACUGUGCUGGUGUCACUCACACCGACCAGUUCGUAGAUCAGUACUGGGCGUUCAACGCUGCAAGCUUAACAGACUGUCGGAUCGAUGUUAGAAAAGUUCGCGGCCCCAACAUACUGAAAGGUACUCUGGAUGUUGGCGGACCAGAUUCGGACUGUUAUCAAGAUACUACUAUGAAUUGGCCAGGUAGUGGGGAGUGUGAGCAAAUUGCAAGAAUGUAA